Messenger RNA from Frankliniella occidentalis (western flower thrips), 2067 nucleotides. Its product is annotated as sodium-coupled neutral amino acid transporter 9 homolog. The record is from RefSeq and is a predicted model, not a curated record. Lineage: Eukaryota; Metazoa; Arthropoda; Insecta; Thysanoptera; Thripidae. Gene Ontology annotation, molecular function: amino acid transmembrane transporter activity. Gene Ontology annotation, biological process: amino acid transmembrane transport.
CUUCGCCGUGUGGAACACCAUCAUGGGCACGUCGCUGCUGGCCAUGCCGUGGGGCCUGGAGCGCGCCGGCCUGCUGGGCGGCCUGCUGCUGGUCGUGGGCAUGGGCGCCCUGUGCCUCUACACCACGUUCCGCGUGCUCAGCGUGCACCGCCUGCACGGCUCGAGCCACGACGCGUCGGCCGAGGUGCCGGAGCUGUGCCGCAAGCUGCUGGGCCGCUGGGCCGAGCUGCUGGCGCGAGUCUUCAGCCUGGUCGUCCUCCUCGGCGCCGUCAUCGUCUACUGGAUCCUCAUGAGCAACUUCCUCUUCCACUCCAUCGACUACCUCCACGAUGAGGUGACGGGCGUGAGUCCGGUGCGGUUGGAAAACGUGUCCAAGAUCUUCACUCCAGUCAAGUGCCACCUCUUGACGGGCACGGGUGAGACUCCGCUGAUCACUUCGGCCCUUGCGGGGGCGUCUGUUGCUGCCCCUGGGGACCCAGCGACCCUCGCAGAGGAGGACACCUUCCAUCAGUGGUGGAACCUGGAAUCCAACGUCCCAAUCUACUUAGUGCUGAUUAUGGCACCCCUCAUGAAUUUCAAGUCGGCCACCUUCUUCACCAAAUUUAAUUCUCUUGGUACUCUAUCAGUACUUUAUUUGUUGAUUUUUAUUUUGGUGAAGUCUUCUGCAUGGGGUGUUAAUUUAAAUGUUCACGAUGUACUAAGUGAGCACUACAGCCCGUUAUUCAAGAUGAGUUUUCCUGCAACCUCAGGAAUGCUUGCUCUUUCCUACUUUAUCCACAAUAUUAUAAUUAGCAUUAUGAAAAACAACCGUCAUCAAGAAAAUAAUGGCCGAGAUCUUUCAAUUGCUUAUGUGUUAGUCACGGUAACUUAUUCAGUUAUUGGAGGUGUUUUCUAUAUCAGCUUCCCUUUGGUUAAAUCAUGUAUUGAAGAUAACCUUCUCAAUAAUUUUGAAUCCUGGGAUCCUAUGACUGUAGCAGCAAGAGCAUUUUUAUUCUUCCAAUUGGUGACUGUCUUCCCUCUUGUAGCAUUUAUGCUCAGAAGUCAGAUAUGCACGAUGUUUUUGGGUCGCAGCUGGCCUGGCCGUCUUCCAGUAUUGAUGAUUAAUGCUAUUUUUAUUGUUGUGUGCAUUCUCUUUGCUAUUUACUUACCACGAUUUGGAACUAUCAUCAGGUUCACUGGAGCCAUUAGUGGUUUGGUGUACAUAUUUCUAUUGCCAGUUCUACUACACCUUGCUUCUCUUCAACGUCAAGGAAAGCUUACCAAGUUGACAACUUCCCUUCAUAUGAUUAUUCCAGUAAUCGGAAUGGCCAACUUAAUAGCACAAUUUUUUGUGUCUGACGACUAGGAUUAAUUGACAAGCUUCAAAAGAUCGGUCUUUUGCUGCUUAUGACUGUGAUUUCUUUUAAAUAGUAGCAGAUUGACAAUGCUUUACUCCUGUGUAUUAUAUGAAUAAUUUUUAAUUGCUGAUGUUGAGAGGUUUCAUUCAUUCAAGUCAUGAGCUGUACAUGUUUUGCUUCAAUUGACAAUUUUAAAUGUAACCAGUUUGACUUGACACCACCAGCAUUAUGGCAAUUAAGGUUAUUUUGGAGUACUUUGAGAUUAACUCUAAGGAAUUAAUACUAAACACAUUUUAACUGUGAUACUAUGGUACUAGUAGGGUUGCUAAUUGCAAUGAGAUACCUUCAUACAUUUCAAAUUGUUUUCAAGACCACAUUCACUGCCAAAAAUGUAUUCUGAACAAUUCCAUGUUAUUUUGAAGCACCAAGAUAAAUAAGAAAAUUAGAAGUAUUGUCACAUGACUGAAUCUCUUAGCAUUAAUGUCCUUUGACAAUGUAUUUGUCUGAUUCUGGGAAGAAUUUAAUUUAUUGUACGGCCACAAAGUUCCAAUUGUGUUCUACAUUUUGACACCUAGAUUUCUGCUAUUCUUUGUAUUCCAGACAGAUGAAUAUCAAUCAUGCUUUUAAACAUAUGACUGUGUUAAUUUUAAAAAUAUGUGCUUAGUUUUGUAAGGAGUAUAAAUAUAAAUUAAGACUUAAUACAAAAUAUAGCAGUUCUGAGAAGACUUUA